This is a messenger RNA of Colletotrichum truncatum, 4056 nucleotides long. Lineage: Eukaryota; Fungi; Ascomycota; Sordariomycetes; Glomerellales; Glomerellaceae. The record is from RefSeq and is a predicted model, not a curated record.
AUGGCUACAAUGCGAGGCACGCGUGUGCCACUUGGCUCCGCGUCAUGGAUCGCCGAGGAGAGGACCACAGCACUCAGCAUCGUCCAAGCUGAAGCCGAGGAAUUUUCGUUUGCCGCAAGAAACGAGCUGGACUGGCUUAACGAGCAUAUGGCCGGGAUCUUCAACGAGAAUGAAAUUUUCAAAACUCCAGGAAAGCUUCGCGGCAAAACACCGCGAACAGCGCGUAAAGUCGAUAACGGCGAGCCUCGUGUGCCAUUGUCAGAUGUAUUCUCCGCAACCCCUCAAGGCGCGCCGAACGCCUUCACACAACAGCUUGCCCGAACAUCAACGCCAAAGCUCAACGUCGCGCAAACAACUUCGUCCCCCAGUCUCAGCAGAACUGCCUCACCACACAAAAUGGCUGCAUCUCCCAGGGCGGCCACUUCGAAACAAACUGUUGCCCUAGCUGAUUCUGGCUACUAUGGCAGUCAGGAUAUGGACAACAUGGAUGUUGACCUUGUCGAGGACGAGACACAGGUAACCGAGCCACGAUCUAGUCCUCCAAAGAGCACGGAACGGAGUGGUCAUGUUGCAUUCCAUACCGACGAUGAAGAGAAUACCUCUCAAAGUCCGGCUGUCACAAGGACCAUGCGCUCACCUGAGGUUACAUUCCAGACGGCAAAGGAAGACCAGACGACACGUGUAAUGAAGGAUGUAACUGUGGAAGCUCCCGCGCAGAUUCUCGAGUCACCAGCUUCCCGUAGCCCCACGAAAGAGGUCUUGGUUCCCUCAUCACCCGUCUUAUCCCCCAAGCCGCAGUCGCCAAAGCGUGUAUCACCACUCAAGGCAUCGCCCAGUAGGCGCUCCCCAGUUAAGCAGGCAUCGCCUUCGCCGUCGCUUGGAGCUGCUCCGUCUCCGCCUCCCCAACCUACGCCGGCCGCCGAAUCACAGGAAGACGUCGAUGUCCACCUUGAUGAAGAUACACGGUCACCGUCCGUAGACUCUAGCCCGAUUCGGCCAGUUAGGAAGAGCAGUCUCAACUUCGCCUCGCUGCCUGCCAGAGAGCCCUUGAAGAAUAAGAGCCUCGGACCUCGUGUAUCGAGAACAAGUCACUUGGACAACCACCGUACGAGUUACUACGGCAGAAACACAGGCGGCAAGAGUUUGGGCAACAAUGUGGAGGUUCUCGGGGCUUCAGAUGACGAGGACAACGAUGAUAUGGACAUCGAUACCGUAACCAAUACGAUUAACGAUGCCGACAGCUAUGCUUCUACACACAACAAGGCCUACACUCAGCGGUUACAAGAUCAGAUUAACAUGCUUGGUAAAUCUCAGCCGAACGCAAGCCGACCUUCAAAGUCGAUACCGAAUUCUGCAGUCGUUCAACAGAUCGUCCAGGCUCCUCCAUCGCAGCCUGAACCAGAGACGAGGGCAGCAUCACCAGUUAAGAAAUCUGUACCACCACCAACUCCUGGGGCGUUCCCACAAGACGAUGAGGAUGACGAAGAAGACUGGAUUGCACCUCCAGUACCUGCGAAAGAUGUACCCGCUUCUCCUCCGCGGCCGCAUUUGCCUAAGAGUCAUACUGCAGAUGUCAUGGAAGGCAUUGAGGCCGAUACUGUCAGUGGCUCUGAGUUUGCUCUACCUAAACAGCGACAACAACCUGGCCGAAAAGGCUCUCCGAAACGAGCGCCUGUUGUCCCUGAACGUACCACUAGCACACAUGGUCAUGGCAAGUCUGCCUCUGUGUCCGUCUUGCCUGACCUAUCAAAAGAGAAGAUGGCCGACGAUCUGGCUUUGUCCCAGAAGCACAUCUCUGUUUCCAACCCUCUGUCUGCAGUCCUAGAGGAUGGACGGCCGGAGUCCCCGAAGUCCCCAACAAGAAGCUUCCGUGAUAGUCCAUUGAAGCAGGUUAAGAACAAAUUGUCUUCUAUUCUAAAGACAUCCAAAGGUCUUCUUGCUAGUAGUGCGGCAAUUAGCGCUGAGGGCAAAUCUUUGAUGUCGCCUUCAUCCACACGACUUGGCUUCCAUUCCGAAUCAUCUACAGAUUCCAUUGUUCCGCAAUCGGUCUUUGCCGAGCCAUUGUACCCGGACUUGUCCAAGCACAAGUCGGUCGACACUCAAGGUACUGCGGCUACGGGAAGUCCCGAGCGGCCUGUUGCGCGGAGAACAAGGGCAUCUGUUGAAAAGGAAAAGGAGGACAAGCGUAAGGAGAAGGAAGCCCGGCUGAUGGCUGAUCAAAUGAGCAAGUUGGAUAGGGCUCGUGCCGAGGAACAUCGCGGCGCAGAAGGAGAGGGAGAGGGAGAGAGAGAGAGAAGGGAGAGAGAGAGAGAGAGAGAAGGGGAGAGGGAGAGAGAGAGAGAGCGGGAGAAGGAAGAGAAGGAAAAGGAGAGAGCUGCGAGAACCCCGGCACCAAAGGAGCCAUCAAAACCGACUAGGACGAGCCCGCGCAAGGUCAAGGGCCAAGUCGAGACCGAAGCUCCUGUUGCCGCUUCUCAUUCCGAGAAGGAGAAACCAGAUGUGGACAUGACCGAGGCGCCAGUCCCGGUACCACCACCUUCGGCCACUCGAUCCGCUGGCCCGAGCCAGGCAGCAAGGAACAGAGAACUCCGUCGUCCUACGAAGCCAACGAAAGAAACUGCCACAAGAACAAAGCAGCAGCCGACCGUUAUCCGUGUCAACACUACUUCCCAGCACUCCCAGUACCAUCCGUCAAACAGCCAACUGUCUUCGAACCUAGAAGGUUCAUCGGUGAAGCCUAAGUCCCAGCCGAGUUCUCACAGCAAGCAGGCAUCGGUCAAUAGUUUCAAGAGUUCCGCUGGGUCCACGGGUCGGCCGAAAGCCCUUGAACUUGCUGCUAAGCGAAAAGAACAAGAGGAGAGAGAUAUCCAGAAGAGAAAGGAUGCCAAGCUUGAGCUUGAACGCAAGCGCGCUGCUAUUCAAGAGGAAGAGCGCAAGCAAGAGUUGCAACGGCGGCAAGAGGCGGAAAGACAACGAGAAAGGGAGAGAGAGAGAGAUCAACAAGCCGAGGCGAAGAAGAGGCAGGCCGCCAUUGAGCGUGCGAAACAGACUCGAGCUCCGCCGCCUGCCGUCCGAUCUCAACCUAAUGGCCCGCCCGAUUACACAGCAAGCCAACGAAGUGACGGCCAGCCCUCUCGGCCACCCUCCCGUCUGCAAUCGACUAUCCCUCGGUCUCAAGAGGAUCGACCGGUCAAUGCAAUUCUUUCCAAUGCCUCCAAGGCUGGCUCUAAGAGGCCUCUCCCGCAAGACGGUGGCGAUGACCGCAGUUCACGCAACCCAGCUCGCCAUGGACCAUCCUACCAAACUAAGGAAGCCAAGCGUCGGCGUACUAGCGACGACUUUGCUGAUGAGCUUGACAUGGACAUUCAGCCCCCGAAUAUUAAGGGGCCUCCUGUUCGACCCCCCUCAGUCGGCUUCAAGAAGGAGAUGCCUACAAAGCCGAUGUACUCGAGUGGAUACGGCAACGUACCCCAAAGUGCAUCAAGGGAUUUGUUCAAGGGUGUUGUCACGGCCCAGCACAAUAGCACAGUCAAAGCAACCAAGCAGCUGGACAUCAAUCAGUUUGCCAAGGGAGAAAUCCCUUUUACUCCUAAUCCCAAUCCCGCUGGUCCAGCGCAUAAGACGCCGGCGCGAGCUAUGGGUGCCGCGAGUGCCAAGACAACGACGAUCAAGAAAUCGGCCACGCGAUCAUCACCUCGAUUCCAGGAUGGCGACAAGAUUGAGCUUCCUGAAAUUGACACAGACCCUGAAGAUGAAGAUGAGGAAGAAGGGUUCGUGGCAGCCUGGGCCGACUCGCCCGAUUUGCGGCGAGCUCUUAUGCGACAAGAGAAUACGGAUCCCUCAGAUAUCUUCGGUGCUCCACGUGCUUUGAACAUGGAAGAAGUGUUCAACAACAGUAAGGAGAGAUGGCACAAGUUCCGAGCGCGGACGUCUAGCGCAAACUGGAGCGGAUCAGACCGUCUGACGGAGGACGAAAUCCGAAAGGAUCUUGCGGCCCGAGACAGGCUGCGUAGAGAGGGCGGUUGGUCGUACGAAAUGAGCAAAGAUUUGGCUUGA